Molecule: messenger RNA, 3280 nt
Organism: Pecten maximus
Lineage: Eukaryota; Metazoa; Mollusca; Bivalvia; Pectinida; Pectinidae
Product: pancreatic lipase-related protein 2-like
Exons: 9
Coding region: 1568-2830 (420 amino acids)
Biological process (GO): lipid metabolic process
Molecular function (GO): protein binding; lipase activity; carboxylic ester hydrolase activity
Source: RefSeq, a predicted model, not a curated record
UAAUCACGAACCAUUUUAGUAUCCCCUGAAUGACUGCUGGCACCUUAAGGGGAACAAAGGCUUACCAGUGAACUUCUAUAAUUACAAACCUAUGACCAACCAAUGUGUCAAUAUUUACAACCAUAUCCCUUCUCGUUUAGAUAUUUGGAUUUAACAGGAUAAUACACUGAAAGAGCAGAUGCGUCCAAAGUCUAACAAUUUAUAUAAAACACAAUUGUGGAAAGUGCUAAGGCAAGCAUCUUCGUUUGAAGGCAAAAGUCAUAACAUUCCGCUUCUCUGUAAAUGAAAUUCGUAAACUCAAGACCAACCGGGUCAAAAGUACGAUUUUGAGUAAAUUUAUACUCAUAUCUAAGGUGAACGUGGUGUAUGGGAAUCGUGUUUCAAAAUCUCGCGAGUUUCUUUAAUCACAAGAAGUCGCCUACAUUUACUACGGGUGAAGUAUCAUAGUACAGGCUGACAGAACAGAGUACCAUUACCGUGCUGACGGUUACUGGUGUAUGGACGUGGAUAAUGACUAAACUCGUCACAUCGAUUAGUACAUCGUGAAACAAUUCACCAUACAUUCAGCUUCACCCAAAGUGCCAGUGAUUUGUUGAUUUGAAGGUGGAAAUUUAGUCAAUUAAUGAAUUUUAUCAGCAAAGUACCGAAAAUAUACCACGUGUGAUGGAAGUUUACAUGACCGAUAAUAUAAAAUAUAAAACUGAACUUAUUGAUAAAUACAGAAAUUUCUGUUACAUUUCCGCUUCAGUUGAUCACGUUGUUUGUAAAGAACACUAAAAUAUAUGUGUCUGUUUCAAUGAGGAUUUAUUAUUCAGUGUCGUCAAGGAAACAUUUUGCCAAUAUUUUUUUCGUGAAUUGUCCACAAGGAUGUUUUUUUUAACGCAAUAGAAAAUCAACUUCAGACACUUUAGGGAACUUGCUUCUUCUUCCGCUCGAAAAAUUAAUUAACCGAUUGAUUGAUUGAUCGCAAUUAUUGCCGCUUUAAGUUGUUUCGGAAUGGAGAGACUUUUAUCUGCCGGAAAUGAGAACGGGAUAGACAUCUUAACAAGCCAUUCAAGUAGUCUAUAACUUUACCGACAAAUCGUAAAGCAUAUCCAUCGUGGGCCUGGGUAUAGUCAAAGCUUCUUCGAAAGAAAUCGAGGACGAAUUCAAGUAACGUAAACUAAACUUGAAACUGUCGGGGUUAAUCAAACAUCGCAUGUCGUUUUUUAUUGGAUCUGAAUAUGUUUGCACGACUGGUUCGUGAAGCGCGUGUUCAUCAUCCCGGAAGUUUGUUCUUUUCAACUAAAUUGUUUGUGCAAUUGUAGUCUGCACGUACUGUUGCUGACGAACGAAGAAUUACGAGAAGGAAAAGAGAGGACACAUUGAGGCGAGUGACCACUUACACGGGGCGGCCACAUCAAGUCAAACCAGUCCAGGAGUUGUUACAAAUGUAACAACUACCCAGGCUCCCUCUAACGCCAAUAAAACAGUUUGCUACCAGUUCGUUGGUUGUUUCGACAAUUUCGCCCCAUUUGACAAUGCAAACCUCGACCUUCCCCGAUCCCCCGAAGCGAUUGGUACCAAAAUGCUCCUGUUUACACCGGAAGGCGGUUCUCGGGCGGAAAUACUCGACUAUACUAACGUUAACACGGUAUUGAACUCGCGCUACAAACCUACGCGGAAAACUAAGUUCAUCAUCCAUGGCUUUACCAAUAACAUCAAUACUACUUGGAUGUAUACCAUGAAGGACGAGUUACUUAAAACAGAGCCGAUGAACGUGAUAGUGGUAGCGUGGGGACCAGGAGCGACAUUUCCAGACUAUUUCCAGGCAGUGGCCAACACUCGCAUGGUAGGCACGCAGAUGCGACUCAUGAUUGACCAGAUGGUUCUGACUGGCGCCAAACUGAGCGACUUCCAUCUGAUUGGCCAUAGUCUUGGGGCUCACACAAGCGGUUACACGGGUUACCUCCUGCACGGGAAAAUAGGGCGUAUUUCAGGUUGUGAUGCUGCCGAGCCGGACUUCGAAAACCACCCUCAAAUGAUCCGUCUUGACGAAAGCGACGCCAUGUUUGUUGACGUAAUCCAUACGAAUGGGGCGCCUAUUUCUUCCGGCGGAGCAGGUCUAAUGCAACAAAGUGGCCACGUUGACUUUUACGCCAAUGGCGGAGAGACACAACCAGGAUGUCCCGGUCAAAUUUCGGGAAUAUUCGGCCAGAUUUUCAGCGGGAAAUUCGAUCAUUUAGGAGAUACUGUGAGCUGUAGCCAUUCCCGUUCUCACGAGUACUUCACAGAGUCCAUCAAUUCUCCCUGUCCAUUUACAGGCUAUCCGUGUAGCUCCUAUGAUAACUUCCAGAAAGGUUUGUGUUUGAACUGCGCAGGAAGUGGUUGCGCACAGAUGGGUUAUUAUGCCGACCAGUACCACGCCAGGGGCAAAUUGUACUUGAACACGGAAUCUAGCUCCCCGUAUUGUGGUUUCCAGUACAGUGUUGUAGUGGCAUCUUCAGCAGACUCUUCAGGAACUGUGGCAGUGAAAAUAAACGGUGAUUGGGGUACUUCCGGUUGGCAAAGUGUCACAGAACCUGAUGUGGAUCUGACUUCGGGUCACAACCUACAGGCAGUUAUCACAUCGUCCGUGGAGGUUGGCCAGAUACACAGUAUAGACCUCCGCUACACCAAGAAGGCCUCAAAUUUCUUAGGAUUUUUCGGCGGGGAGGACUCGUGGUCUGCUCAUUCUGUAUCCGUCGCUUCCGGUGAAUUGGGUGAAAGCUUCGAGUUCUGUGCCGUAAACCAUGCCCUCCAGGACAGCAUUCCCAUCAAUCUGAAGAGAAGAACAGCCCCGUCAUGUUAAUAAUAAAUAAAAGUCGGGGACUUUAUAAAUAAUACGAUGGAUUACAGCACUACUGUAUGUGUGGUGCCGAGUUCCCCCUUUCUAUAGAAUCACACUUAUCAAAGACAUGUAUUGUUCGCAAACGUAUUUUGUACAUGUUCCGCUUCAAGGUAGCCUCCGGAACUCUGUACUGACAGGAAGGAUGUGUAAACAGUCGUGAUUCUUUAAUUGAUUUUCUUCGAACAUUAUACGUCAGAUACGGAAGCAGCGGGCUUUCCUUUGGGCGGGCGAUCUACAUCAUUUAAUUUGCAAUGUUUUACGCUUGAUAAUACUUACAUGAUGUACGUAAUCAUAUGAUUUUGUUUGUGUAAUUCACAAAGAAGAUAUCCUCUGUUCCUGCUAUCAAAUCGUGUCAUAAAUGUCGUGGUGUUAUGUGUUAGGACUAUGCCAAUAAAUUGCUUCAUAUAUUUA